Messenger RNA from Styela clava, 997 nucleotides. RefSeq names its product mitochondrial inner membrane protease ATP23 homolog. Gene Ontology annotation, biological process: mitochondrial proton-transporting ATP synthase complex assembly; mitochondrial protein processing. The record is from RefSeq and is a predicted model, not a curated record. Lineage: Eukaryota; Metazoa; Chordata; Ascidiacea; Stolidobranchia; Styelidae. Gene Ontology annotation, molecular function: metalloendopeptidase activity.
UUACGGUAUCGCCUUGAUGGCGACGAUGCUGUACUGGUGCCGGGGCGGUAUCGGAACGUUAUAUCAGUAUAUAACUUAUUUUGGUUUGUUACCUUUUGACAUUUAGCAUGAUUCUGUAUGUUUUAAUUUUAGUUUUUUUCCUAUAUUCAUGAUAUUUAAAUUCAACGCCGUCGGAUACCCGUAAGUUACCUAUCAACGGAAAAAAAGUAUAAAUGGACGGCUUUCUAAAUAAAUCCGGGGAAGCCAGAAGAAAUGUAUUGCAAACACUCUUCUUCAGCAAAAAUGGAAAAACCAAGGAAGAACUAGAACAUGACACCGUGAAAGAAAUCGUGGAAAAGGCAUUUAAAAAUGAGAAGUCAAAUCCAUACUUUUCAAUUAUGAUGGAUGCAAUGGGAGACAUUGGGUGUUUUGUUGAUGUGGAUACUAAUAUUGCUGUAAAACAAUGCGGUGAGGAGCUGGAGGAAAUGCUGGGAGCUUUCAACUAUGAAAAAAAUGAAAUAGAAAUAUGUCAAGAUUCCUUCAGUAAAGCCUCUUUUGCUAGCCAAACAAGGGCAAUGCAGACAACAUUGAGUAAUAUACUUGUAUCAGCGUACGAUCACUGUCGAGCGAACAUGAACUACAAGGAACCAGAGAUGGACAUGUGUAGUUCCAUUCGUGCCGCAGCACUUAGCGGACAAUGCAGUUCGGAAACUCUGCAGAUGGGUUCAAGAAAGGUUGCAUCUAGCAAGAGGGGUUACCAAUCCUGUGUGAUAAGGAAUGCAGUACAAUCUUUUCUGUCAAGGCAUCCAGAUUACGACCUGAACGCUGUUCAGCCAUUGGUUAAGAAGGUUUUUCUGACAUGUUUUUACGAUCACAGUCCCCAUGAUAGACUGCCGUAUGAUGAGAAACAAGCAGAACUGUCUUAUAAAGCUUAUAUACAUAGAAAUCGAUAUUCUAUAUGAAUGACCUGAUGUUUUCUACAUUUGUAUUAUUUUUUUAAUAUUUAAUUUCAAAUGAA